Ostrinia nubilalis (European corn borer) is the source of this 1559-nucleotide messenger RNA. RefSeq names its product organic cation transporter-like protein. The record is from RefSeq and is a predicted model, not a curated record. Gene Ontology annotation, cellular component: membrane. Gene Ontology annotation, molecular function: transmembrane transporter activity. Gene Ontology annotation, biological process: transmembrane transport. NCBI's taxonomy places the organism in Eukaryota, Metazoa, Arthropoda, Insecta, Lepidoptera, Crambidae. The coding region runs from base 50 to 1507 and encodes 485 amino acids. The transcript has 3 exons.
CUGACAUGAUGUUAUUUUAAUUUAAACAAUUUAGGUAAUACAUCUAAUCAUGGUCUUAAUAAAUGAAUUGAUCGGUAACUUUGGAAAAUAUCACUGGUUUUUGUGUAUAAUUAUAUUUGCCAAUAAAGUCGGAGUCGCGUUCCAUCAGAUGGCUAUUAUUUUCUUGGCUCCUCCUGCGGAGUAUCAUUGUCCUGACAGAAACGAGACCUGUUGUGAUAAUCCAAUCUACGACAAAUCUAAGUAUUCCAGAACCAUAGUCAUGGAAUGGAACUUGAUAUGCGAAAGAGUUUGGCUGAAGGAUUUAACGCAGACGUUUUUUCAAUUUGGUGUUCUCAGUGGUAGUCUGGUUUUCGGAAUGGCAUCAGAUAAGUAUGGUAGAAGACCUUCCUUAUUGGCAUCUGUUAUUAUGAGCGUGUUUUUUGGCAUAAUGUGCUCAUUCCUGCCUGAUUUUUGGAGUUUUACCAUAGUGAGAACAGCUUUAGGCUUUGCUGUUGGAGGAGUGAUGGUGAUAGGGUUCGUGAUAUUGAUGGAGUAUGUGGGAAGUGCGAAAAGAGAUCUGGUAUCGGCGCUGUACCAUGUGCCGUUCACACUUGGUUAUAUAGUACUCGCUGUUUUCGGAUACUUUAUACGGGAUUAUAUGUACUUCCUGCUGGUGAUAUCCUUGACAAAUGUUAUUCUACUGGUAUACAUCUGCAUAUUACCAGAAUCUCCGAGGUGGCUUUUGGCUGCAAACAAGACAUUUAAGGCCAUAACUUUGAUGGAGCGUGUAGCUAAGAUUAAUAAAUUGCCUACGGAUGAAAUUCAGCACAAAAUUGAGUUUUAUCAAUUGGAGCACCGAAGUAAGAACCAGAGGAAAGGCUCUCUCAUUGAUUUAUUUCGCACACCGAAUAUGAGGAAGAAUAUAUUGGUGAUGUCAUUCACCUGGCUCGUGUGCAGUUACUGUUUCUAUGGAAUGGCCUAUUACAUUAGCCAUUUGACGGGAGAUGUUUACGUUAAUGUCAUGGCCAGCGGCAUCGUGUGCCUGUGCGCAUGUCUAAUUGCUAUACCUCUGAUGAAGUUUUUGAAACGCAAGACGCUUGUAGUAUUUUCUAAUUUGGCAACAAGCUUUUGCUUGCUGAUAAUAGCAGUAGUUCCUGAGGGCACAGCUUCCCUCGUGUUUGGAAUCAUUGGAGUUCUCUUUAGCUAUAUGAUAUUUGUUGUAGUAUAUCUGUAUUGUUCAGAAAUGUUUCCAACUGUAGUCCGAAAUGCCGCUUUUGGGAUAUCUUCCAUGAUGGCUCGAAUAGGUUCUAUGAUAGCUCCGUUUGUGGCUGAUUUCAGACCUUUCGGUAAAUGGUGUGCACCCGUAGCUUUUGGCAUUUUUCCACUGAUAGCUGCAUUGUUAUGUUUACUUUUGCCAGAGACAAAAGACUGUGAGUUAAUGAUGACAUUAGAGGAAGGCGAAGCGCUUGGUAAAAAACUAACAAGAGAACAGGAGGCCGGGGUAGAUAUAGCUGAGGAUGUAACAUAAGAUUGAUAUUAAUAUAAUUCAAGCAUUUCAUAAUAAAAUAAAAUUGAAGACU